CUAUCGGUCAAAUGUCUCCAUUACGCAUCGUGUUGACAGUACUGUGUUCAUUUUCUUAUUCUUGUUGAUUUUGAAGUGAUUUUGAAAGACAGAAGGCGCAUAUAAUAAUUAAACAAUUAGGUUGGAGACAUAAACAUGGCUGCUAGAGCUAAACGUUCGUUACCCCAAGAAGACCUGUCAGGAGUAGAGUUUGAAACUAGUGAAGAUGUUGAAGUUAUACCCACUUUUGACUCAAUGGGUCUUCGUGAAGAACUUCUCAGAGGUAUAUAUGCUUACGGCUUUGAGAAACCAUCAGCUAUUCAGCAAAGAUCAAUUCAACCAAUAGUCAGAGGUCGAGAUGUAAUCGCUCAAGCUCAAUCUGGUACUGGUAAAACUGCAACAUUUUCCAUAUCUAUACUUCAGUCUAUGGAUAUAACAGUAAGAGAAACACAAGUGUUAGUGCUAUCUCCGACAAGAGAAUUGGCUACACAAAUUCAGAAAGUCAUUCUCGCUUUAGGUGAUUUUAUGAAUGUCCAGUGUCAUGCUUGUAUUGGAGGUACAAAUCUAGGUGAAGAUAUAAGAAAAUUAGAUUAUGGUCAGCAUGUAGUAAGUGGCACACCAGGCAGGGUGUUUGAUAUGAUACAGAGAAGAGUUUUAAGAACUCGUUCAAUUAAGAUGUUAGUUCUUGAUGAAGCAGAUGAAAUGCUUAAUAAAGGAUUUAAAGAACAAAUUUAUGAUGUAUACAGAUAUCUCCCACCAGCUACACAGGUGGUUUUAAUUUCAGCCACACUUCCACAUGAAAUUUUAGAAAUGACAAGCAAAUUUAUGACUGACCCAAUCAGAAUUAUUGUAAAGCGUGAUGAAUUGACAUUAGAGGGAAUAAAACAGUUUUUCGUAGCAGUAGAACGUGAGGAAUGGAAAUUUGAUACACUUUGCGAUUUGUACGACACAUUAACCAUAGCACAAGCAGUUAUUUUCUGCAAUACAAAACGUAAGGUAGACUGGCUCACUGAGAAGAUGAGAGAAGCAAAUUUCACAGUAUCCUCAAUGCAUGGUGACAUGCCUCAAAAAGAAAGAGAUAAUAUUAUGAAAGAAUUUAGAUCCGGUCAAAGUCGAGUACUUAUCACUACUGAUGUCUGGGCGCGUGGUAUUGAUGUGCAACUUGUUUCUUUAGUUAUUAACUAUGAUUUACCAAACAACCGUGAGUUAUAUAUCCAUAGGAUAGGUCGAUCAGGUAGAUUUGGAAGGAAAGGUGUGGCAAUAAAUUUUGUUAAAUCCGAUGAUAUCAGAAUUUUAAGAGAUAUUGAACAAUAUUAUUCAACACAAAUUGAUGAAAUGCCUAUGAAUGUGGCAGAUUUGAUUUAAGUUUAGUCUAAUUUAAAUGGAAAAGUGAAAUUUUAUUUCUAAUUGAACUAUAAAUUUUACAUCUUAUUAUUUGAAGCAAUACUACUAAUGGGCUUUAUUUGAA
Messenger RNA from Ctenocephalides felis (cat flea), 1447 nucleotides. Its product is annotated as eukaryotic initiation factor 4A-III. The record is from RefSeq and is a predicted model, not a curated record. Gene Ontology annotation, cellular component: catalytic step 2 spliceosome; nucleolus. Lineage: Eukaryota; Metazoa; Arthropoda; Insecta; Siphonaptera; Pulicidae. Gene Ontology annotation, molecular function: RNA helicase activity; mRNA binding; ATP binding. The transcript is spliced from 2 exons. The coding region runs from base 136 to 1344 and encodes 402 amino acids.